ACAGAUAAUUAGUUUAUUUAUUUAUUUUUAUAAAAUAGCUGGACGUACCAUUAAUUAGAUUAUUCUCCAACAACAAAAGUUGAAAACUUUUGCCUUCUCUUUUAUCUCCCUUAAUCGUUGGGGUGACCUUUACCAAAUCGGUGUCCUUGCAAAGACGGACAUCCCAUCAUCAUCUUCCAUCUUCUUCUCUUUUCCCUGAGUCAAAUUCUUUACUUUAUUGUUUCAAAAGAAAAAAAAAAAUUUCUUUACUUCAUCGAACGUUCAUCUACCGGCGUCAAGGGCUCUUAAUUUUCACUUCUCUUUCUCUCUCCUCAAGGCUAUUCCGUGGGACUGUGUAAAGGAAAUGGCAGCAGAGGAGCAUACUGAUUUAUCAGUUUCAAAGCCUCGGCUAGGUGAAAGAAAUGCAAUGUGGAAGGAGGAGAUGGAAAGAUGUGAAUCCCAAGUUGAUGCAUUGCAAGUGAAAUGUAUGGAGGUAAAAGCCUCUAUUGCUGGGUCUGAAGUGGAGGCUGAUAACGAGUUGGAUAUUUUAUUACGUAGAGUGAAAACAGCGGCAACUUUAUUGACCUAUUUGAAGACUAGAGCACGAACAAUGGCGGUUCCGCACUUAGCACAGGCAUCUUGUGGGAUAAAGCAGCUGGAAGGGAUAGGGUUUGUUGACAAGGACGGAAUUCCAUUAUCUAGUUGGUCUAAAUAUAUUGAUAUUUUAUCUUUUGAUGGCCUUGGUGACGUAACAUUUACCGGAACGAGUGACCAAAGUGGUCUUGUUUGUGAUAAAGAUGGAGCCUAUGUGUGUGAUCUAUUAAAAUCUGUGCAUAUGGUCACAAAUGUGAUGGAAACUUUGGUUAAAAGGGUCCUAAUUGCAGAGUCUGAAACUGCUAUUGAGAAGGAGAAAGUAAACUUCAGUCAAGAAGAAAUUAAGAAGAAGGAAACUCAACUUGAAAGCAUGACUUUGAAGUUGGAGGAGAUGGAAAGAUUUGCUUUUGGAACGAACUGUAUUUUGAAUGAGAUGAGGCAGAGAGUUGAAGAUUUGGUUGAAGAGACAUCUAGGCAAAGACAAAGAGCUGCAGAAAAUGAGCAGGAACUUUCUCGCGUAAAGCGUGAUUUUGAGUCUCUGAAAUCAUAUGUCAGUAGUCUCAUCAGUGUUAGAGAAACACUCAUUUCGUCUGAGAAACAAUUCCAAACUAUUGAAAAGCUCUUUGAACGGCUGGCUGCUAAAACAACCCAAUUGGAGGGGGAAAAAAUGCAAAAAGAAGCUGAAGUACAGAAACUGAUGGAUGAAAAUGUGAGGUUGCAUGCUUUAUUAGACAAGAAAGAAGCCCAGCUAUUGGCCAUGAAUGAACAAUGCAAGGUGAUGGCCCUGAAUGCUUCUAAUAUCUAGACUUAGGGCAAUCACAUGUCUCCAAUUUGUGUGGUUUGCUUUCUUUAUUCUGUAACAUUGUACAGCUGCUUAGCUCUAUUGUUGAAGCAGAGCUGAGCGCCGGGAAAUCCUUCGAUUUGAACUGCUGUGGCAUUUUAUGUAGCAUGGUGGAGGAGCUGCCAAAAUUGUACUCUAGUGAAUCGACUGUUGUAACCAAUGAAGUGGAUUAUUCAUUCAAUCAAUGAUGCCAGAAGGCUUUUAUCCUGCGAUGUUUAUUUUGCAAUUAAUUAGGGAAA
Molecule: messenger RNA, 1653 nt
Organism: Chenopodium quinoa (quinoa)
Lineage: Eukaryota; Viridiplantae; Streptophyta; Magnoliopsida; Caryophyllales; Amaranthaceae
Exons: 3
Coding region: 344-1378 (344 amino acids)
Biological process (GO): negative gravitropism; response to red or far red light
Source: RefSeq, a predicted model, not a curated record